This is a messenger RNA of Anguilla rostrata (American eel), 4831 nucleotides long. RefSeq lists its product as uncharacterized. The record is from RefSeq and is a predicted model, not a curated record. Gene Ontology annotation, molecular function: protein binding; DNA-binding transcription factor activity, RNA polymerase II-specific; RNA polymerase II cis-regulatory region sequence-specific DNA binding. The transcript is spliced from 7 exons. Gene Ontology annotation, biological process: regulation of transcription by RNA polymerase II. Bases 1309 to 4095 code for a protein of 928 amino acids. NCBI's taxonomy places the organism in Eukaryota, Metazoa, Chordata, Actinopteri, Anguilliformes, Anguillidae.
GUAGCCUAGUAGACUGAAUAGGGGAAGUUGUGGAUAUUGAAAGAAGUUAGGUUGUCAUGUGGUAACCAGGGGAAGGCUACGAGUUAAAGAAUAGGAUAAUUUAUCUUAUGACUGAGCCAAAGGAGAAAAUGGCAGGGAGCUGGUGCUGAUCACACUGACGUCGUUGAAGUUAUCGAGUCUCCAUUUGUUUUUGAUUCAUUUUGCUAAGCUGUCUCGUGGUUUGCGCUCUCCACCCCAAUGUCCGUUUGCUAGCCGGCUACACCAUGUAGCGAAUUGUCAGCUACAGAAAUCAAGUUAGAGAGGUAAGCCAAACUAGCUAGGGAGCUCGGAAGACGGGAUAUAUUAAUAUUCACAUGUGCAAAUUGAUGCAUUGAAACAACCAUCCGCGGUUUCACUGGUGUAAUACAUUGUUUUUCUCAUAAAGUCGCUAGCAAAACUAGUUAAUUGAUCUUGUUUAGUACGGGGUGAUGGACCGGUAUAGCCUACUGCCUCCUGAUUGGAAUAGGCAUUUGCAUCUUCGUUUUGAGAAUUAGCUAACUAGCUAUCUCGAAACUUAAUACAAACACUUAAUUCAGUUAGAUAUCUUGAAGUAGUUACUUUUUAAUAAAGUCAUUAUUCCGUCUUUAGUAUGCAUUCAAAUAACUUAAUUAGGCUAUAGUUUCACGUUUCUAGCAAGCAGUAACUUUGAGUAUUUGUUUACAGGCAUUAUGUUUGAUUAUCAAAAGUCGAAGUACUCAGGGGUUGCAUUUGUUUGAACUGAGGGGCUGUGUUUCGAUGUCUAAAGUGGAUGCGUUUGGCUCAUAAAUUAACGCCUUUGCCUGAAUUGCCCGGGAAUUUAGAUUUGAUAGUCUAUGUAUGUAUGUAGCUAGCUAGCCAUUUCAUUUUAUGUGCGUAUAAUUAUUGGUAGUUAUUGCUUGUUAGUUGAUUGUACGUUUAUUUGGGGAUUUUCCCAAUCACCACUGGGUCUGUUUCAUAAUUUUUUGAUCAGGAUAGCGAGUUUCUCGAGUUUUCUGCUGUGGAAUGCAUGUAGCUUACUGUGGUUGCACAAUUCUCGUAUAACAUUAGUGUCAGUAGGUAAGAUUCUAAAGUUUGAGAAUUGGGCAGAAGCAGAAUCUCGUUUGGGAGCACCGUCGGACUAAAUUAGGCUACUGGAAAAGUUGCUUAGCGAAAAACGCGGAUUCAGCACCUCAGGUUAAAGUGCUUUAUUGGGUGUAACUGGAGGUGGACGUCUCUUUAACACUUACUGGCUUGGAAGAAGGAAGGAAAAACAAAUUGGGAAAACCUCUGUAAACAGGAAAACUAAAGAAAAUGGCCGGCGAUUGCGCCUACGAAACGCAUUAUGUUAAUGAUGACACGUUUGGCAACAAGCAAUUGUUCGGCAGAAAUCAGGAACUCACAGUAGAUGGUGUCCUGGACACAACGAAGGGUAGUAGCAAGUCGAUUAAGGCGGUUGUCUCGUCACCUUACUUUGAAAUAAUAGACGGGGUUUUGUACAGAAAAAAGUUUGAAAAGGGAUACAUCAGGUACAGGGAAGUGUUGGACAGGAAUCGACAACGCAGCGCGAUCGCGGCUUCCCACGAAGAGCCGACAGGGAAGCGACACCACCCCUUGGAUGACACCUAUAAAACUGUGGCAGAUAACUACUGGUGGGAAGGGAUGUAUUUCCAUGUCCGGGAGUAUGUUCUGGGCUGUCCACAGUGCCAGGCCCAGCAGAGGAGAGAGGAGGUCCCAGACGAGCCCCGCGUUUCCAGGACGCUCGCAUCCCACGGCAACGCUGUGCUCCUCAAGCUGAGCAGCCAGCGGGAGGCGGGGCUCUUCUGUGACAUCACCCUUAAGACCAGCAGCCGGUCCUUCCCUGCCCACCGUGCGGUUUUGGCGGCCGUCAGCGAGUACUUCCAGGAGAUCUUCGCCGAGAUGGACACUGAUGGACAGCCCACCAUAGACCUCACUGGUUUCAGGGAGGAGAGCGUCCUGCCGUUGCUGGAGUUCUCCUACACCUCCACCCUGUCGCUGAGUGCGGGGGACCUGGCGGAGGUCUCCGCCCUGGCGCAGCACUUCCGCAUGUGGCCCGCCGUGGAAGCCUGCAGGGCCAUGCAGAGCGAGCGGGGUGGGGCCACGCCCAAACCCAGUGCGGGAAGCUUCCGCGAGCAGCCGCGUCCCACGGUUACCAGCAGAGCAGACGUCUUGCACAAGAAGAGGAAUCGGGGGUGGAGUUUGGGGGUGCGGGAUUCUGUUCAGAGCGGGGAGGGCCACAUGCUUGGCUUUGAGCGGAACUGUGACUGUUCGGCCGGGCGGGGCAGAGAGUGCCACACCCCCAGCAGCCCUGUCCACCGGCUGAAGCUGAUGGACUUUAAGUCCCCCUCCAGCAAGCUGAAAACAGCCCCCCAAAACCCUCCCACUGGUACGCCUCUGUUCCAGACUCAUACAGCCCCCCAGCAGAGCCCCCUGCUCUCCUGCUCCAAGACGUGCAGGCAGAGGCUAAGCUGGCAGGAGGCAGGACCGGGGUUUGGGGCAGGGCUUGGGGUGGAGUCAGCAGGGGCAGAGCCAGCAGGGGCAGAGCAGAGUGAGGAGGAGGGGCAGAGCUCCAGGGCGCAGGAGAAGUACAGGCUGCUGAGCAUGCUGGGCCUGCAGAGGCGCAGCCUGUUGCCCCGCCCCGAGGAGCUGACUGGCUGGAGGCAGAAGAAGCGUCUGCGCAAGCCGAAGGUGAGCAGCUACGCGCUAACUGCCCCGCGCAAACCGCGAGCCCUGCCCCUCAGUAACGGACCUGCCCCACCCAGUCACACUCUCCUGCUGGCUGUGAUAAAGACUGAGCCCCCCGAGCCAAUCAGCAUGGAGGAUAUGAGGCUAGGUCAGGGCAGCGGGCGGGGCCGUGGGCGGAGCAUGGCCAGCGUGGUCACAGAACAUCGGGAACUGAGGCGUUCGGUCCGGGCCAGAAUCGCCCCUCCGUGCAACUCUCCCCCCAGGCUGCCCCCCCUGGCCCGCUGGAAGCCUGUGCGAGUGAAGCAGGAGCCUGAUGCCCCCCUGGUCUGUGCCCAGCCCCCCCCAGCACACGGCACACAGGCACGGCCGCGGGGCCGCCCACGCAAAUACCCGCCUGGCAGUGCCAGCGUGCUGCGGGUACAGAGCGGCGUUCAGCCGGGCGGCGUGAGGCCGAGGGGCCGCCCGAGACGCGGGGGGAACCCCGGGCCCCCGCACCCCCUCUCCCACGGCCUGCUCAGGGCCAUCAAAGAGGAGCCGGCCGACGCCCUGCCGGUGGCCCUGGCCACGCCCGCCCCCGUGCCUGCGGGGCGUCGCCAGCGCCUGAGCAAGCCGCCGCUCAAGCUGCUGGACCCAGGCUUUGUGUUCCCCCUCGGCAGGCCUGGUGUGGGCGUGAAGCAGGAGGAGGUGGCCCUGGACGUCUGGCAGGCGCGCCUGGGGCCCUUCGGCAGCGGCUCGGCGCCCGCCGGGACCCGCCAUUCCCUCGGCAGGCCUGGUGUGGGCGUGAAGCAGGAGGAGGUGGCCCAGGAUGUCUGGCAGGCGUGCCUGGGGCCCUUCGGCAGUGGCACGGGGCCCUCCGGGACCCGCCAUUCCCUCCGCCAAUCCCUCCGCCACGCCUCAGCCGGGCUCGGGUUCGACAGGAGGCAGAUGCAUGCUACAAAUGCAGAUACGAAGGGGCCUUCGGCACCGCCGCUGAAGAAGAGGAGGGUACGGCGCAGGCUGUUGGACAGAGGGGCCGCGGGGGCCCUUCCCAAACCUGCCCUGCUCAGGGCCAACAAGGCAAAGCGUGCGGGAGAACUACCAAAGAAUCUGCGCUCGACGCCCUCGUCGCGUCAUCAGUGGUCGGCAGCGCUGGAGUCCGGCCGCCAGGCGCGCAUGAAACGGCUGAGGGAGCGGAGAAGCCACACCCCCGUGACAUCACACACCUGCCUGCAGUGCAAGGCUGCGUAUCGGAGCUGCGAUGCCCUGAUCAUGCACCGCAUUCGCCACAUCGAGGGGAAACACUGGCCCUGCCCCCUGUGCAGUAAGACCUUUUUCCGGCAGCGGAAUGUUCAGAGCCACAUUCGCACACACGACCCAAAGCUCUACAAGUGCUCCCGCUGCAUCUCCGCACCCUGAGGUAGAUGCCAUCUGGAAUACUUUGGUUUAAGGAGGGUUUGCUUGUUAUUUUUGAAUGAAUAAAUACAAUCUAAUCAGAUCAUGGAAAUGAUAGUCAAAUGGUAGAUGCUGUUAUUCUUGUUCUGCUGACCAUUAUUUUGUAAAUCACCCAAAUAUGCUGUCUCCCUUUUACAUUUAAUAACUACUGAGGUAAAACUUGAACCACUUUGUUACUGUCUUGCUCAAGGUGUGGGCCUGUUGUAGAAAUUGUAAAUGAGCAGUAGAUAUUGGCAGUAGUUUUAAUGUAAUGAGGAAUUUCCAAUGCACUUGUACAGUCGCAUUUUCAUAAACCUAAGAAUUACUUGUUAAAGUUGGUAUGAAUUGAUUUUAGAACUGAAAAUACUUGAAGGAAAUGAACUUAUGAAUCUGUACUUAUGAAGUCAUGGCAAAUUCUUGUCUAUCAAAGGUUAUGUUUAAUGGUUUAUUUAAGGGGGAAACCUGUCUGUGUGUGACUGACACAAUUAUGACUGAACUACAGCAGUUUUGUGUUUUAUUUUUCAAAGAAAGCUGUAGUUUGUCUUUUUAUAUUUAAGAUUUACUUAAUAUUUAAUUUUAGGAGCAUUCUUGAAAUUUUACUGUUAUAGAAUUUUGUUUUAAACUGCAAUUAUGGAAGCAUCGAUUUCUGCUGAAAUGUCAACGGUCUACUGAAACAGGUGAAAAAAAGAAUAAAAUUUAAUAUUUUAAUGAAUUUGCCUUA